Molecule: messenger RNA, 1674 nt
Organism: Cyclocybe aegerita
Lineage: Eukaryota; Fungi; Basidiomycota; Agaricomycetes; Agaricales; Hemipholiotaceae
Source: the annotation of a GenBank genome assembly
AUGUCUGUAGAACGCCUCGCUUUAGAAGACUUUACCCAGCACUUCUCUCAGCUCACUGAGCUCUCGAGCGUCGCCCUCGGUGGAAGGAUCGCCGCAGUCUCCGAUGAAUUCUUCGCAGAAGCAUUUCAUUUGCUCUUGCAAGAGCCCGCGCCGUCCAUGAAGGGCCAGUUCGGUCCAAAUGGCGCCCUUUAUAGCGGUUGGGAGACCAGGCGUCAUAACCCAACGUACGACUGGUGCAUAAUCCAGUUGGGCACGACUGGCACGAUUCAGGGGCUAGAUGUUGAUACCUCCAACUUCAACGGAAACGAGGCGCCUGCCGUGUCUGUUUAUGCCCUGCACGACGCAGACCUGCAUGACCCGACCCACGACGACGCUCGGUGGUCAAAAAUCCUACCUAGGUCAGACCUUGGACCGAAUUCUCGCCACUUGUUCAAAUUUCCGAAGACGUCCUGCGUUAAUUAUGUCAAGAUUCAUAUGUGCCCUGAUGGAGGCAUCGCUCGCUUCAGAGUAUAUGGCGACGUAACUCCGGUCCAUCCUGCUGGCCAAACCUCCUUCGAUCUUGCCCAUGUUUUUGCGGGCGGUCGUGUGCUCCGUAUGUCCGAUCAGCAUUUCGGCGUAGGUGCUAACCUCAUCCUUCCGGGCCGCGGGAAGAAUAUGGGUGAUGGCUGGGAAACGAAGCGUAGUCGGACGAAGGGCCAUAAUGACUGGGUUAUCAUUCAACUAGGCGCCCCUGGUCAGCUUGAACAAGUCGAAAUCGACACUCACCACUUCCUGGGCAAUUUUCCGGAGAGCUGCGAGAUUCAUGCGAUCUAUUCUGGCGUAGAACAGGAUUGGCAGGGUGUUCUACCAGACGAGUCGCUGUGGACCUUAGUUCUUCCGCGUACCAAGCUAGGAGCACACAGGCAGCAUUACUUCGAGCUGGAGAACGUAGAGAAACGCACUUACACUCAUGUCAAAGUAACGAUACACCCAGACGGCGGCUUGAAGAGGGUUCGGAUCAUUGGCCGCAAGGUUGAGCCUGUUACAUCAGCGCUGAAGACCGAUAUAGUACAACCUGUCUUCGCUCAGUCACGAUCCCCGUCCUCCACCCGCCACUCCAAUAUCACCAUGAUACCCGUCUUGCCACUGACUGCGGAGGAAUUCAAACCGUACGGGCAGGUCAUCCAAGCCUAUGACGAAAGUUCAAAACCAGAUAGUCUCAAGGUUACUCCCGCGAACGGAGGCACCGCAGACAAGUUCCACAAGCUCUCUCUUCUGACAUCUUCAUACCCUCCUGAGACCGGUGCAACGGCCGGUAUUUCGGUCUACAGGUGCCAGCCCUUGCAGGAUAUCGUCGAUGGUGUGACGACUCUGAAGACGCUCGAAAGACAUCCAUUCACGAACCAAGCGUUCAUUCCUAUGGGUCGCAGCACCUCAGAUCCUGCAGAUGGCUACCUCGUCGUCGUUGCGAAGAAUGGGGCGGACGAUCGACCUGAUAUGACGACACUGAAAGCAUUCCUUGCCAGUGGAACGCAAGGUAUUAUCUAUGACGCAGGCAUUUGGCAUCAACCUAUGACCGUUCUCAGAAAGAGCCUUGAUCUUGCCUGCGUCGAGACGCAAAUCGGAGACGGCAGUCCCAUGGAUUGCGAGAUCCUGGACCUUGAACCCAACAGUACAUACAUUCUGAAGCUCUAA